GUGUCAAAAGCCUAGUGACAAAAUAUUGUAACAAUUUCUGCUUUUUUAUAUUAUGGGUGACGAAAAUUUAAAUUCUCGUAAGAAAUGUGAAGAACAUAAAUAUAAUGUAGUAAUAAUUGGUGGCGGUAUGGCAGGACUAGCCGCCGCUAAUCAUUUUUUGAAGAAUGGCAUGGAAGACUUUAUAAUAUUGGAAGCCCGAAAACGCAUCGGUGGACGGAUUAUCGGGAUACCAUUAAAAAAUCAUCAUGUUGAACUGGGCGCGAACUAUAUACAUGGUGUUUUAGGAAAUCCCAUAUAUGAAUUGGCCAUGGCAAAUGGGUUAAUAAAUAUAAUCAAUAUACCCAAACCUCAUAAGGUUAUCGCUGCUACAGAAGACGGUAAGCAGGUGCCUUUUGGUGUGUUACAUGAAAUUCACGAAGCUUAUGUUUGUUUUUUAAGACGUUGUGAGGAAUAUUUUUUAUGUCAAUAUCUUCCACCCCCUGACAUAAAUAGUGUUGGUGAACAUAUAAAUUUAGAAGCAGCCAUCUAUCUUGAACGUCUACCAAACUCUGAGGAGAAAAAAUUGAGAAGAUUAAUAUUUGACUGUUUGCUGAGACGUGAGACUUGUAUUUCUGGAUGCAACUCAAUGGAUGACAUAGAUUUAUUAGAAUUAGGAAGUUACACUGAAUUACAGGGUGGAAACAUUGUUAUACCAUCUGGUUUUAGUAAAAUUUUAGGUCCGAUGACAAAAAAUAUUAAACCCGAACAAAUUUUGUCCAAUCAUCCAGUGGAAACUAUUAUAUGGGACUCAGAGAGACAUAGUAGUAUGAGAAAUACAGAUGAUGUUGGGGAGGAAUCAGAGGACUCCGAUAAAACUGUGAUAGAAGAUAUCUCAAGAGUAUCAACAUCAGAGCGAGCUGGUGAUUCGGCGGAGAGUAAACUUAGUAAUCAAGAGAAAUUCAAUAGUAAACACACAGGUGUCCAAGUGAUGUGUGAAAAUGGACAAAAAUUCUUUGCUGACCAUGUGAUAUGUACAAUACCAUUGGGUGUCCUUAAAAGCAAGGCUAACACGUUAUUUCAACCUUCAUUACCCCAGUAUAAAUUAGAGUCAAUAGACAGACUAUUAUUUGGUGCUGUAGAUAAAAUUUUUCUAGAAUACGAGAGGCCAUUCCUUAAUCCGGACAUAACGGAAAUUAUGUUACUCUGGGAUAACACAACUUCGGAAGACAUGUCAAAAUCGUGGUAUAAAAAAAUCUAUUCAUUUGUUAAGGUCACAGAGACGCUACUGUUAGGUUGGGUGUCCGGAAAGGAAGCAGAAUAUUUGGAAACAUUAUCCAUGGAGGAAGUGGGAUCUACUUGUACAAUGAUAUUGAGGAAAUUCUUAAAUGAUCCAUUUGUUCCUGAACCUCAAACCUGCGUAUGUACUAAUUGGAAAAAGCAGCCUUAUACACAAGGUUCCUAUACAGCGAUUGCAGUAGGAGCUAGUCAAAGUGACAUUGAAAGUUUGUCACAGCCUUUAUUUAGAAAUGUUCAUGAUAAAAAGCCUGUAGUGCUUUUUGCCGGAGAACACACACACAGUAGCUUCUACUCAACGGUCCAUGGUGCAUACCUAUCUGGUCAAAUUGCAGCCCGACGACUUCUAGCUCCUGAUAUAGAAGAGAACAUUCUAGACUGCCCUCAAUCCAACGACCUUAACACAUGGAUUCAAGGUAUACAGUUAGAUGGAUAAUAAUGAUUAAUGGACUUUGAAUAUAUAUCACAAGUAGGGUUAUUGAACCUUUCAUCCCAAUACAAGAUCUGUUCGAUUUGUAACAGUAUGCAAUAAGAUUAAACAUCUAUGAAAUAAAAUAUACUAAUAGUUAUAUAAAUUUUAUUUAUUACUUGCAAUUACAUGACAUAAAGUUAUAAUAUUUGGUGAAUUUACCAAAUGAUAUGACUUUUCUGGAUAAAUUUUUGCUUCUGUUGUUGAUAUGAAAUUAUUGUUAUUGUCAUUUAUGAACUUUCUCAUUAUAGGUCAUUAAAUAUUGAAUAGUUUUUAAAUCAGAUACAAAUGUUACUUGGCUUGAUUAAAAUUUUAUUGUGUUAAAGUCAAUGAAGGCUAUUCAGUUAUACCUUAUUGUUGAUCCAAAUUUAUUUUAUUAUAACGCAUGACAUAAUAUUAUAUUGUUUUGUACAAAAUGUAUAUAAAUAUUUAAUAUGCUUUAAAUUUAAGAUGUGUUACCACAAAAAUAUUGUCUUUCACACAAAUGCAUUUUUAGAUGUAGCAGUAUUAGUGUAGGUUAAGUAUGGAUGAAAUAGUUUUUUUCUUAGAUUUUUGCCUUAAUCUAAUAAAUAUAAAACCUUAUUGUUGAUAAAGAUACCAAAAGACGUUAGCUUUUAAAUCUGUGUACUCAUUAUUAUUUUUUUAUUCACCAUCUGUAUUAGCCGUUAAUGUAAUCAUGUCAAAUAUAGCAUGUAUUUAUAGCUGCUGUUAAUUAAUAAUUAAAAAAAAAAAACAUACUUAUUACAUUGCUAUAGCUUCUAAAGUUAUGUCUUUCACUAUUAACUGUUAUGUUAUCUGUUUGGGGUUUAAUAUAUAUGUUGACUUGGCAAUUAAUUUUUAAUGUAUCCUAACUUGAAAUUCUUAAUAUGAUUCUAGAUUAACUUCUCCGUAAAUUCAUAGAAAAGAAAAUAUAAAUUUGGUGUAUGACAAAAAAAAAAAGUUUUUUUUUUUAAAUAUUUAUAGCCUUACACCUAUUUAAAUAGACAUUCUGAACUCGUCAUACUUAAUCUUGCGGGAUUUUUUUUUAUUUUGCUUUUUUGCCAAAAAUUGUGUUAAUUUAUUUGAAUGUGCGACAAUCUGUGGGUAUUCCAUAAUGAGAUAAUGUUACUAUGCAAUAAAAGGUUUUGAACUUUAUUAUCAAACAAGCCUUUUGAUUUUCUAGUCAAAGUAGGAUUUUGUAUUUGUAUCGCUUAAAUAAAUCAUUGAAAUGUUUAA
Danaus plexippus (monarch butterfly) is the source of this 2956-nucleotide messenger RNA. Its product is annotated as spermine oxidase. The coding region runs from base 53 to 1708 and encodes 551 amino acids. The transcript is spliced from 3 exons. The record is from RefSeq and is a predicted model, not a curated record. Lineage: Eukaryota; Metazoa; Arthropoda; Insecta; Lepidoptera; Nymphalidae. Gene Ontology annotation, molecular function: polyamine oxidase activity.